CAUCCGGGUAUGCGCAGUCUCAUUCACGACUGCAUUAGACGGCUACAUCUCUAUCUCUUAAACUAGCAUCCCUGAAGUCUGAUUUUCUCACCAUGCCUUUCUCAGAAUUAUAUUUUAAUGUGGACAAUGGUUAUCUAGAGGGGCUGGUGAGAGGUUUUAAAGCCGGUAUUUUAUCUCAGGCGGAUUAUUUGAACCUCGUUCAAUGUGAAACUCUGGAAGACCUGAAGCUUCACUUGCAGAGCACUGACUAUGGAAGCUUUCUGGCCAAUGAAGCCUCUCCCCUCACUGUCUCCGUCAUUGAUGACAAACUGAAAGAGAAGAUGGUGGUGGAGUUCCGCCAUAUGAGAAACCAGUCUUAUGAGCCUCUGGCCAGCUUCAUGGAUUUCAUCACAUACAGCUAUAUGAUUGAUAAUGUCAUCCUGCUGAUCACUGGAACUCUGCAUCAGCGGGCCAUCUCAGAGCUGGUGCCCAAGUGCCACCCUCUCGGCAGCUUUGAACAAAUGGAGGCCGUCAACAUCGCCCAGACUCCAGCAGAGCUGUACAAUGCUAUCUUGGUGGAUACACCACUUGCUGCUUUCUUUCAGGACUGCAUCUCUGAGCAGGACUUGGAUGAGAUGAACAUUGAAAUAAUACGCAACACCCUUUACAAGGCUUAUCUAGAGGCUUUCUACAAAUUCUGCUCCUCACUGGGUGGAACAACUGCAGAUACCAUGUGCCCUAUUUUGGAGUUUGAAGCAGAUAGGAGGGCUUUCAUUAUUACCAUAAACUCCUUUGGUACGGAGCUCUCCAAAGAAGACAGAGCCAAACUUUUCCCUCACUGUGGCAAGCUCUACCCUGAGGGUCUGGCACAACUGGCCCGCGCUGAUGAUUAUGAGCAGGUUAAAGCUGUUGCCGACUACUACCCUGAAUACAAGCUUCUCUUUGAGGGUGCUGGCAGUAACCCAGGAGACAAAACACUUGAGGAUCGCUUUUUUGAGCAUGAGGUGAAGCUUAAUAAACUGGCCUUCCUGAACCAGUUUCACUACAGUGUGUUCUAUGCAUAUGUCAAGUUGAAGGAACAAGAGUGCCGGAACAUUGUGUGGAUUGCAGAGUGUAUCGCCCAAAGGCACCGGGCUAAGAUUGACAACUACAUCCCCAUAUUCUAAUGGUACAUGACAUGAAUCUUGAAUAAUGAUCCACAUGGCAUGUGUUAACUGUGCUGUUUAACGUGUGAAAACAUAAUGAUUCUGUUUCAUACCCUUUCCUUGCACUUCACCACUGUUAUCUUUCAUUAUGAUUAACUUUUUCGGUAAGCAAUCGUUUAUUUUUGUCUGAUGAAAUGUUACGUCAGAACAUAAUGCAGUGCUCAAAGUUACCAAAUCAUAGCAUAUUUUUCCUCCGAGAAUUGUUUCAACGUAGAAAUGCUUUUUUUCUUCUUGAUGUUAUGAUUCACAAUAUCUGAGAAGGUACCUGGCAACCAGUCACAUCCCAUUGCAAGGGAAAAUUGUCUCAUUGGGUUGUUAAAACUUGUGAAGGAGAGUUGUGUUUUUAGUCUAAGACCUUCAGAGAUCUUAUUGUGAUAUAUUUUUCAGCGUAAGGCUGAGGAAAAUAUACAUUCCAUCAUUAUUGUUUUGUGUGUUUUACAUAAAAAGUGAUUAUAAUUAUUAUUUUUAAUUCAUUUAAUGUUCACUUUCAGAUUACAAACUCAUUAAACUCCUGAUUUCAGUCUUUUAGAAGGUCCAAUAUCCACAUCUGAUGAGAGUUAGAGAAUCAUUGGUAAUUUAGACAAUGGGAUUUACCUUUCAAACGAGAAACACUGGGGAUUUAUGUGGAAAACUUUCUUUAUUCUACCUGUUUGUUAAAAUGAGACUUGUGUGCUUCCCAUUUGUAAAUUAGUGCUCAGAUUCGUGCAGUCUUAAUUUAUGGAGUAGAUCAUAUUUUAUGAUUGACAGCUGAAUAAGAGAGGUCAACUAGAUAUAGUAUGAAGACCUUGCAACAGCCAUCUUAUAAUGUAAAACCGCUUGUACUGUUGUAAACAUGUUGUCUGUGUUUUAAAUUAUAUAAAUUAAAUAUAAAAUAUACAUUAUAUGUACA
Messenger RNA from Myxocyprinus asiaticus (Chinese sucker), 2073 nucleotides. It is a transcript of the gene atp6v0d1, whose product is annotated as ATPase H+ transporting V0 subunit d1. Gene Ontology annotation, cellular component: vacuolar proton-transporting V-type ATPase complex; proton-transporting V-type ATPase, V0 domain; early endosome. NCBI's taxonomy places the organism in Eukaryota, Metazoa, Chordata, Actinopteri, Cypriniformes, Catostomidae. The coding region runs from base 93 to 1145 and encodes 350 amino acids. The transcript is spliced from 8 exons. The record is from RefSeq and is a predicted model, not a curated record. Gene Ontology annotation, molecular function: proton-transporting ATPase activity, rotational mechanism. Gene Ontology annotation, biological process: vacuolar transport; proton transmembrane transport; vacuolar acidification.